Drosophila persimilis is the source of this 1022-nucleotide messenger RNA. Its product is annotated as protein rolling stone. The record is from RefSeq and is a predicted model, not a curated record. Gene Ontology annotation, cellular component: membrane. Bases 26 to 847 code for a protein of 273 amino acids. NCBI's taxonomy places the organism in Eukaryota, Metazoa, Arthropoda, Insecta, Diptera, Drosophilidae. The transcript is spliced from 4 exons.
AAUAAAAAUAAACUCCAAUUUCUCUAUGGGUGAAAACAAAAAUUUGAUAAAAAACGAUGGGGAGACGGUGCCACAUCAGCAACCCUUGAGCUUAAGCGAGGAGCUACGACGCGAGAACUUUGGGCUGCAACAUCAUGCCCCCGAAGACUUUCUACGAUCCCAAUGGCAGUCGGGUUUGACCUCUAGAUGGUUUCUUGGCUAUCGCUGGCUUCUGGGCAUCUUUUUUGGCACGGGCGUCAUCAGCUGUUUGGCCAAAUAUCAUCACAAUGGUCGAUGGUUCAUCUAUUUGACCGAUUGGGGUUUCCUAUUGUGUGGCAUUACCAGUGUGAGUGGCGCCAUAUUGGUGACAUUCCACCAUUGGAAUCCACAGCGAAUGGUCAGAAAUAACUGGCAAAUCAAAGCCUAUUGGGUCUGCUAUUGGAUCAAUUUAAUAUUCGCAAAUGUGAUAGCUCUGGUCUAUUGGACCUGCAUAUAUCCACAGGAUCGUGAUCCCAGCAAUCCUGCAUACUUCACUGAUCUCUAUAACAUCUGGACACAUGCCCUGCCACCGAUUUUCUUCACAGUGGACCACCUUAUAGUGGCCCAACCAACGCGUCUCCUGCACUUCGUGUAUCCUUUGGCCUUCGGGUGGUUAUAUACAGGAUUUACUUUCAUCUAUUAUGUGAUGGGUGGAUUGGAUUUAAAGGGCCGUCGCUAUAUCUAUAACGUUUUGAACUACAGUAAGCCCAGGGAAGCCCUGUUUACCAUUGGCGCUAUUAGUGCCUUGUCGGUGGUCGUGUCUACCCUACACUAUGGAGUCUAUCGACUGAGGACCUUUCUGGCCCGCAAGCUGGGGAAACUUCAGUGAUCCUUGUCGUUGUUGUUCCCCCUUUCAUAAUUGCAUUAAAGCGAAGCGUGCCAAAACUUUAAAAACACUCCGCACAGAAUCCCCUAGAGAGAGACAGAGAGAGAGAGAGAAGUACAAAAACAAAAACACAACAAAAAAUAGAUAUGAAAACAAAUUUUGCUUAUUUGUCCUCUGA